Caenorhabditis angaria is the source of this 455-nucleotide messenger RNA. NCBI's taxonomy places the organism in Eukaryota, Metazoa, Nematoda, Chromadorea, Rhabditida, Rhabditidae. The record is from the annotation of a GenBank genome assembly.
AUGUUAUUCAUCUAUCUUGCGGUCUCACUUUUUGUAGCGGUUUCAGCGUCUAUGAAUCAAUUUUCGGAAAACGAGUAUGCUGACAGGGAAAAUGUUUAUGGCGAGCAACCCGUGAGUGUUUUUUUUCAGUGAUCAGAAACAUUGAUAAGACAUUUUGUUUACCAAAAGCUGCAAAAACAUACUAUUUGAUUAAACAUAAAAGUUCAUUGCAGAGUCGUCCAAACCUUGACAAAAUUCGAAGUGCGGUUGAACAAGACGUUGGACGGAUCAGCGAUGAAGUCAGUUAUGUGAGCAAACAAAUCAAUUUCGUAUUGAGCAACCCGAAAAUCUCGCCUGAAGAUCGACAGGAAGCUCUCGAAUUGAUAAAUAUCAAACACCCACGAGUUGCACCAACUAUUUUGAACCUGGUUUCUGCUUUGAGAAUGUUUUCUCCAAACAAGCAACGAUUUCCUUGA